This is a messenger RNA of Opisthorchis viverrini, 1924 nucleotides long. RefSeq lists its product as hypothetical. Gene Ontology annotation, cellular component: membrane. Gene Ontology annotation, molecular function: UDP-glycosyltransferase activity; hexosyltransferase activity. NCBI's taxonomy places the organism in Eukaryota, Metazoa, Platyhelminthes, Trematoda, Opisthorchiida, Opisthorchiidae. Bases 3 to 1466 code for a protein of 487 amino acids. The transcript is spliced from 2 exons. The record is from RefSeq and is a predicted model, not a curated record.
GAAUGAGCAGAAUAAACUUGAAGCCACAGAUCCUCUACUUUCUGCGCUUUCGACGUUUUGACGCGUUCAGUUUCAUUCUAUUAGUUGCAGUUACUUUCGUAGCAACCAUUAUUGUGUGGUUGACGAUCUACAACAGUAAGGUAGCUGACUCUAAAGAAUCCGGAACAAACGGAAUAUCAGGACUUCGAACUUUUGAUUUUUGCACGCUGCGUGCGCAAACUGAUCAAAAUAUUCGCUGUCUGUGGCCUCCGAAAUCUCCCGAGGAAUUAAUCAGCCCUGACACCAGGCGUUACGAUUUGACACUACGACCCAGGGUUCUGGAGGAUGAAGAAUCUUUAAAACUUGGAGAGCGAUACUACUGGUGGGCAAAUAUCUUGUACAAUGGGACACCUAUUUUAGGUUCCUGGUUAAAACGCCUGGUAGUGAUGGACAGAUUGACGAGGAUGAGUCAACCGUUUGAUAACUAUUACCUGUAUCCGCAAAUAAUGGAUGUUGAAGAGGCCGUGCAUUCAGUUCGCCAAGGGAUGGCGGUCAAACAAGCUCCAAUAAAUGACCCGUAUCUGGAGGUCUUUCACAAACCAAAGAAUGUCUGUUUCCGAACAAACGAGAAUGAUACUCAGGAAUUAGUUGUGCUAAUCAAGUCAUGUGCGGGUUGUUUUUUGGACAGAAAACAUGUGCGUGAAACGUACAUGCAAAAAUACCUAUGGGGUGACUUUCGCAUACAGUUCGCUUUUGUCACCGGGCUUCCAGCAGAAAAAUCGAAGGAGCCAAUCCUGAUUGAGAAUGUGCUUGAAAACAACCGACAAGGAUGGCCUAAUGGUAAUUUGGACGCAACAAGUUUGAAGGCCUUAUUGUUCGAAGAGGCUGUCCUGUUUGACGAUAUUGUUGUGGGAAACUUUUUAGACACUUAUUUUAACUUAACACUGAAACAGAUGUUCACAUUUCGCUGGGUUUCAGUGUUUUGUAAAUAUCAAUCUCCUGUUUACCUGUUUAUAGAUAAUGACUAUUCCAUUGUUCCGGCAAACCUCAUUAAGCUUGUGCGAAGUAUACCGAAUACAUUUAAACCGAGAAUGAAUGCCGGAAUACGAGGCCCUGAUCGUAUCGUGCGUCGGCCGAAACUAAAGGACGGCGUGGAACGCGGUGGAGUUUCGGAAGAUGAAAUACCUUGGAAUAUAUAUCCAGAAUAUUCAUCUGGCGCUUGUUAUUUCAUAGGAGCAGAUUUGUUGAUUGACGUGACUGUUGCAACGGCGUUCACCAAACGAUUUCGAUUUGAGGAUGCCUAUUUGAGUUUUGUCUGGACUAAGCUGAAACAACGGGUUUACGCGUUCAAGGCACUGAGACAUUAUAUCGGCCCCAAUCAGGACAUAUCUGACCUGGCAAUAGGACCACAAGUAGCUGUUGACAAGCAGAUGAAUUGGAAAAGUGGAUUUCUCAAUUUGACGGUGACGUCAAAAGCGAAGGUUUAGUUCACCACCACUCCGAACAACCAACCAUGGUUCAGACUCACACAACCAUCCGAGAAAUCCAAAAAGGCCAGAAAAAAGCAGGCAAAUUGAUGGUCAGUGUUUUAUGUAUAAAUCUUUGAAGUACGUUCUUGUUUUCUUUUUUAUGACUUUUCUGUACAACUUCAAGUUCACAUAUGCAUGUACUAUUUUAGCGGUCAGUGGUGUCGACUAUUAUACAUCAGGAAACUUGUUCGUUCGUUUUCUGUGUUCAGAUUGCAACAAGCUUCCACUCACUUGUGAUGUCAUCCCGACCAACUAGCGAGCGAGUUGAGCUAAAUAAUUGAGCACUCUGGAAUAUAGCUGUCUUCGUCAGCGUCAGCAUUUCUAUUUUCGUUCCAUUGCAUAAACCAAUGAGCCAGUAAAAACGGCGGUUUACGUUUCCUAUUUAUCUUUAUCCGGAAUCCCUUUGUAAGUAAAAU